UAAACAAAAUACGUGUCUUUUGACUCUUUGUCGAGUUAUGUUUUGUAAAAAAAAAAUUUAAACAUAAAUAUUAAAAAUCAAUUUCAAAAUGUUUUCAUUAAAACUAGUCAAUUUUGGUUUAUUAUUAUUUUAUGUAAUUUUAUACUCAACAGCAUUUUCAACUCCAAAAAAAAUAACAGACCAACUGGAUAAAUUACUAAAAUAUCCGGGAUGGAGAAAUUUAAAUGAUAUAAGCUCUAUAAAAUAUAAUAGAAAAACCUAUUAUCUCUAUAGUCUGAUUGAAAUACCUACAUCUGUUCAUAAAGGUGAGUCAAAAAUACGAGCUUUGACAGUAUUUCUGGGGUGCAAAUAUGCAAAAGUUAUGCAUAUUAUUUUUUCAACUAUUAUUAAAUGGGAAGAAAUUUAUAAAAACCAAAGUAAAGAAGACAAUGACUUAAUAAGUGAAUGUAAUUAUACUAAAGAACUCAUAAACAUAUUAGACAUAUUAAUUGUUCCAAUAGCAACAUUGAUGAAUGGCGCCCUGAAAACUUUAGAUUCAUUACAUCAUUUACCAUGGACUAAUUUUAAAUUGUAUACAAAAAAGCAUUUUAUUAUGAGUUCUUUAUUGGAAAAAAUAGAAGAUAUUCUUGACAAAUUGAAUGAUCCGAGUCGAACACGUGAAGAUAGUUCUACAAACUCUCCGAAUAUUGAAUUUUUAUAUACAUUUUCUGAAAGAAUAAUAGUAGAUGUAAAAAAAGAAAUUCAUACAUUUUGUGAAUUUGUAUCUUAUAAUACGAAUGAUUUGUGGAAUGAAUGUAUUCAAGAAUAUAUAGCCUUUAAUAACCCGGGAGUAAAAUUAAUAUCUUACGAAUUCUUAAUCAAAAAAAUUAAAGAUUAUAUCAGGACAGUAAUUAUAGAAAACUAUUUUGAUCUGGGAUUUAAAUAUGAUCCAAUUACCGAAGAAACGUUCAUACAAAAACCACAGGAAUUUAUUGAAUCAGAAUUGGAAUUUAAAGCAACAGAUGAAGAACCUUCAACGCCAAUACAAAUACAAACUUAUUAAAUUAUAAAAAAAUUUUUAAGUACCUGAAGUAGAUUGUGGGUACUUUAAUUAAAUAAUAUUCUCGGCUAUAGUAUUCUUCUCAUUUAAGUAUAAUAUUGUUUAUAUCUCUUGAAAUAUUGAUCGAAAAAGUUAUAAUAUACUAUACUUUUUCACAGUUAAAUUAUUUAAAAAUUAAGCAUUUAAUUAGUAUAACGAAUUAAAUACCAUUAAUUGAAACAUUUAAUGUUAUGUUGUUAUGUGAAAUUGAGAAGUCUAUGUUGGUUCAUGAGUUUUGUGUUUUUUAUCUAUUUAUGACAGUCACUUCACAUGUUUAUCUGAUUUUUGAGUGAUUAUGCUCAAUAAUAGAAGUUCACAAACCGCCUGGUUGCAGACUAGUUAAACAUUUUCUGCAAAUAGAAAAUUGCACAAAAAAAAUAAUACUUCUGUUAAAUUUGCUAAUAUUCACUUUACUUUAAUUUUUUUGAAUUUAAACUUAACUUUUGGAAUGGAAUCGUAAAUUCUGUAUCUUUUAAACAUAUAUUAAAUAAAAGCUUAUGUUACAAAUAGAGGACGUGAGACAGUACACAGACGACAAGUAUAAAUGAUAUCUGAUAGUGAUUAUAAUUACUACCAUAAGAAACACUUCGAUGCAAAUCUGUAGAUAGUGUUGAAUUUUAAGAAAUUCUGGAAUUAUUAAAAAACAACAUAAACUUCUAUUUCUUUUAUUAAAUCUAGAAUGUUUUCAUUAAAACUUAUCAAGAUUACUUUUUUAUUAUUUUAUGUGUUUUUAUAUACAAAAGCAUAUAAGUCUACAAAAAAAUCAAUGAAUCAAUUAGAUAUGUUACUAAAAUAUCCGGGAUGGAAAAAUUUGAAUGAUGUAAGUUCUAUACAAUAUCAUAAAAAAACAUAUUAUCUUGAAAGUCUGAUUGAAACACCAACAGAUCGAAAUAUAGGUGAGACAAAGAUACGAGCCUUGGCUAUAUAUCUUGGUUGCUCAUACACAAAAGUUAUAAAUAAUAUUUUUUCAAUUAUUUUAAACUGGGAAGAUAUUUGUAUAAACCAAAAUAAAGAAGACAGUGACUUAAUAAGUAGAUGCAUGUAUACUAAAGAACUCAUAAACAAAAUAGCCAUAUUCUUUGUUCCAAUAGCUACAUUGAUGAAAGGCGCAAUGGAUGCUUUAGAUUUAUUACAUCAUUUACCUUGGACUAAUUUUAAAAUAUGCGACAAAAAGCCCUACAUGAUAAGUCCUGUAUUGGAUAGAAUAGGAAAUAUUUUUGGCGAAUUUCUACCAUGUGAUGAUAGAUCUACAAACUCUUUGACAUUUGAAAUUGUAUGUAAUUUUUGUAAAAGAAUAAUAGCACUCUUAGAACUUGAAACUGAUACAUAUUGUGAAUUUGUAUCUUAUGAUACGAAUUAUUUAUGGAAUGAAUGUGUUCAUGAAUAUAGAGCCUUUAAUAACCAGGGAGUAAAAUUAAUGUUUUUCGAAUUCUUAACGAAAAAAGUUGAAACUUAUACUAAGACAAUAAUUAUGGAAAAGUAUUUUCAACUGGGAUUUAAAUUUGAUCCAAUUACCGAAGAAACGUUUAUACCAACACCAGAGGAACUAAUUGAACUAGAAUUGGAAUUUAAAGCAACAGAUGAAGAACCUCCAACACCAGUACAAAUAGAAAUUCAUUAAAUAUUGUAAAAAAAUUAAUUUUGUUCUACAUUUAUGCUUCAUAUUUCAUGAAAUUUGCAGUAAUACUAAGUAAACCUUUAAACUAUUACCAAAAUCUAAACAUUAAUGGUAAAUUACACACAAUUAUUUAUUAGUUGUACACGCAGUAAUAUUUAAUAUUAUAUUGAUAUUAACAAUUAUAAAAAUUUUAAUCAAGUACCGUCAGUGAAUCAUGAAUGCUUUAAUUGCCAAAUGUUUUCGGCUAUUGUCUUCCGAAACGAAGACUAUUGUCGAGAAAUGUUAUACUUAUAGGAAACUAGGUAUAAAAACUUGAAUAACUUUUGAAAUAUUUAUCCAAAAAGUUUUUAUCAACAUAACUUUUUGAAAAUAAUUAUGAAAAAGUAAAAAUGAUAUCUGACUGCGAUUGAAAUUACUGUGAUACAAAAAUCUUCAAUAUACCUAUAUUACAUAAUUUAGACCUUAUUUUAAAAUAUGUUUGAAGAUUGGAGUAUUUCGGAACAUUUUCUAAAUUUUAGUUGAUAAAGUUAAUAUUUGGUGCAAAGUUUGCUAUUUUGGAUAUCCAAAAAAAAUUAUAAAAUCAA
Daktulosphaira vitifoliae (grape phylloxera) is the source of this 3280-nucleotide messenger RNA. RefSeq lists its product as uncharacterized. NCBI's taxonomy places the organism in Eukaryota, Metazoa, Arthropoda, Insecta, Hemiptera, Phylloxeridae. Bases 1758 to 2699 code for a protein of 313 amino acids. The record is from RefSeq and is a predicted model, not a curated record. The transcript is spliced from 5 exons.